Molecule: messenger RNA, 2205 nt
Organism: Oncorhynchus gorbuscha (pink salmon)
Lineage: Eukaryota; Metazoa; Chordata; Actinopteri; Salmoniformes; Salmonidae
Product: tyrosine-protein phosphatase non-receptor type 5-like
Exons: 14
Coding region: 351-2075 (574 amino acids)
Biological process (GO): protein dephosphorylation
Molecular function (GO): protein tyrosine phosphatase activity
Source: RefSeq, a predicted model, not a curated record
UAGCCUCUUGCUGCAUAUACCUAGACGAGGCUGUCGCUUGUGGAUCUUUCGCUCUCCUCCAGGAAACAAACAAAAGAAAACCUGUCACAUACACUCUCUCUCACACACACACACACACACACACACACACACACACACACACACUGAUAAAGGAAAAAAGUAUUUUCAGAUUGCGUUGUGUCAAAGGGUUGAGCUGAGAGGGAGGAAGGAUGGUAAUGUGAAGAGAAACACACCCAGGACUGAUUCAUACAGCAUGGCCAACAACUGGUGGUUGCCACAGGAUACAGAAUUUGACUUGAUCAUGUGAUCUGUCCUCCUUCCUGUACCCUUAGACCUUCCAGAGGGGCAUCAUGACCAGACGACUGAGCAGCUCGACUCGUUCCCAGACGGAGGACUCCGUCUUCCUAAAGCCAGACGAAGACCCCAUAUGGCUGGAUGACCCUCCAACGACAGACGGCAACCCCUCUCAACCAGGAGAUGGCCCCCCGGGCCUUGAUGAACCCCCAGGACCAGGGACAGGUCCUCCAGGGCCCCAGGGACACCAAGAGGAACUGUGGAGGGACAAGUUUUACACCAUCGUCAUGGGGAUGCACUGGUGUGCCGUGUUCUGCACAAUUUCCCAAAUCACGGGUUAUUGGGCCUUCUUCCUGGUGGAUGGUAAUGGGCUUUUCGCAGCCUUCUACAAAUCCCUACAGCUCCUAGACCUCUACCUGGGUGUCCUCCUAUCAUUCAACCCUGUGUUUGGAGUGGACUCCCUGUGCGUGAUGGCGGAGGUGGAGAAAACCAAUCACUACUGGGUCCUCCAGGCCACCGAAGGCAUUGGCAUGGCUAUCAUUGUCUUUAUGAUCAUCCGCACUGUGUGUAAGUUGGAGUACGGUGAUGCGUGGUGGUCAGCGGCGACGGUGGCUGACCAUGGGGACAGACGUCAGUCGGUGAGUCGCCAGCCUUCCUUCACCCUGUCGGAGUGGACAGACGCCCAGGAGGACCUGAUGGACCUGGAAGCUGAACCCCAGACCCCCAUCUUUGACCUGGGCCUGGACACCAGGACAGAGGGGGACAUCACCACCCUCUCUGUUACACCUGUGGGCCUGCAGGAGAGGAGAGGCUCCAACGUGUCUCUGACCCUGGACAUGUGUUCUCCUGGCUGUACGGAGCCCUACGGCUACGGAGCCCAGCUCUCCCCCAGAGACCAGACUGCCAAGGAGUACCUGAGGGAGGGAACAAACACUCUCACCCCUAGCCAGCUCCACACACGCGCUAUAGACGACCAGGCCCUACAGGCUGAGUUCUAUGAAACUCCCAUGAACUUUGUGGACCCAAAGGAGUAUAACUACCCGGGCCUGGUGAGGAAGAACCGCUACAAGACCAUCCUCCCCAACGCACACAGCCGAGUGAUACUCCGGACAGCAGAUGAAGAGGAGUUCCUCAGUACCUACAUCAACGCUAACUACCUACAGGGUUACGGGGGUGAGGAGCGGGCGUACAUCGCUACCCAGGGUCCUACAGUGAACACAGUGGGAGACUUCUGGAGGAUGGUGUGGCAGGAGCGCUGUCCCAUCAUCGUCAUGAUCACGAACCUAGAGGAGAAGAAUGAGAAAUGUGCAGAGUACUGGCCUGAGGACUCUGUGACCCACGAGGGCAUCGAGAUCAAGGUUGUCACGGUAACCCAGGAGGACGACUACAGCCUGAGGGUCUUCACUCUGAAGUUUGAUGGAGAGGAGCGCAGCCUCCGGCAGUACUGGUACACCUCCUGGCCUGACCAGAAGACCCCAGACAAAGCCCCGCCCCUCCUGGAGCUGGUAGAGGAAGUGGAGCAGGCCAGAGCGGAAGCUCCGCCCACCAGCGGCCCAGUCAUCGUCCACUGCAGUGCUGGGAUAGGUCGGACAGGCUGUUUCAUCGCCACCUCCAUCCUGUGUAAACAGCUGAGGAGUGAGGGCGUGGUCGACAUCCUGAGGACCACCUGCCAGCUCCGCCUCGACAGAGGCGGGAUGAUCCAGACGGGUGAGCAGUACCAGUUUGUUCACCAUGUCCUCAGCCUCUACGAGAAGCAGCUGUCCCACAUUGUAGAGGAGUAGAGACACAUCACUGUACCUACUGUACUGUACACAGUACCUACUGUAUUGUACAAUGUACCUACUGUACUGUACACUGUACCUACUGUAUUGUACACUGUACUCUGUACGUACUGUACACUGUACCUACUGU